This is a messenger RNA of Platichthys flesus (European flounder), 1030 nucleotides long. RefSeq names its product coenzyme Q7 homolog, ubiquinone (yeast) (gene coq7). Gene Ontology annotation, molecular function: 3-demethoxyubiquinol 3-hydroxylase activity. Bases 100 to 765 code for a protein of 221 amino acids. The transcript has 6 exons. Gene Ontology annotation, biological process: determination of adult lifespan; ubiquinone biosynthetic process; regulation of reactive oxygen species metabolic process. Gene Ontology annotation, cellular component: nucleus; mitochondrial inner membrane. The record is from RefSeq and is a predicted model, not a curated record. NCBI's taxonomy places the organism in Eukaryota, Metazoa, Chordata, Actinopteri, Pleuronectiformes, Pleuronectidae.
CGCCUGCGCCACGUCCACCCUCUGACAUUCAAUGACAGUUUUGCACUUUUCGUAACGUUUCUCUGAUAACACGUGCGCUUAAAGCAUAUCGUGUCCGCCAUGCAGAGAGCCGCGCACACAACCUUACACGACUGGUCUCGUGUGGUCGGCCCAGCGCUGAUUCGUCAGUGUUCAAAAUGCAGAGCGCCCCUGCUGCUGAGCGCGCGUGCCUACAGCGUGAUCCCGCCCCCGCGAGACGCCGAGGAGAGGGAGAUGCUGCACCGAGUCCUGCGCGUGGACCAUGCGGGUGAAUACGGUGCCAACCGCAUCUACGCCGGCCAGAUGGCGGUGUUGGGUCGAUCCAGGACCGGACCUCUCAUCCAGGAAAUGUGGGAUCAAGAAAAGAAACACCUUGCGAAGUUCAAUGAAAUUAUGGCUGAGAACAGAGUUCGACCCACAGCACUGUUACCCCUCUGGAAUGUCGCCGGGUUUGUGUUAGGGGCCUCCACUGCACUGCUGGGAAAAGAGGGGGCCAUGGCGUGCACUGUGGCGGUGGAGGAGAGCAUCUCCGAGCACUACAACAGCCAGAUAAGAGCUUUGAUGGAAGAGGACCCAGAGAGAUACACUGAACUUUUAAAAGUCAUAAAGGAGUUCAGAGACGACGAGUUGGAGCAUCAUGAUACAGGACUAGAGCAUGAUGCUGAAUCGCUACCUGGAUUCUGGCUACUUAAAAAUGCAAUACAGCUCAGCUGCAAAGCUGCAAUAUAUGUUUCACAACGGGUCUAAUUGUUUUCAAAGGCUUGUUUUGAUAUCUUCACUCAGUUUUUUGUACAUGGGUUCAUUUUGCCAUUGUACUUUUGCCAGAUCAAAUGUAUUGAAUACAAACCUCCAUAGUUAAACACAUAAAUCUAAAUGUUAUUGCUUUGUACAGAAUAUUAUUCAUGGGCUGUUUGACUUCAUGAGAUGACCCUUCUUGAAUUAAAUGGCAGAUCUCAACGCUGUUUGAGAGUGUAACUGUUUUAUUAAUAAAAUGAUUAGAAAAUUGGUUCAA